AUGUUUUCCGGCUCAAGCUCCUUCCUCGGCGGCGCCAACAGCCAGCGCGGCGGUCCUCAGUAUGGCCAGCAGCAACAGCAGUCCUUCCAGCAGCCUACAGGCUUCGGUGCGCAACCCACAGGCUUUGGCGGGCCCCAAUUACAGCCUCAGUUCACAGGGUAUCCGCCCCAACAGCAGGGCUUCGGGCAGCAGCAACAGCCAAUGCAGCCACAGUUUACUGGCUACCCGGGCCAACAGCAGCAGGCUUUCCAGCAGCCUCAACAGCCUCCACAGCAGCAGGCCUUCCAGACUGGACAGCAGAGCAUGCCACCCCCUGCUCAGUCUCAGCGGCCACAGCCCACGGGAAUGACCUCUGCGCAGGUGGCAGAUUCGUUUAGAUCGGCAUCCGCACCCGCUGCUCCAAGGAAAGCUUCGACAGGCGGUGCCUCGAAGAUACCGAAUAUCAGACUGUCAUUUAUCGCGGCGACUGACCAGGCCAAAUUCGAGCAGCUAUUCAAAUCUGCUGUAGGCACUGAGCAGGCGCUCUCCGGUGACAAGGCGAGAGAACUGCUCCUACGAUCGAACUUGCCGGGAGACGCUCUGUCUCAUAUUUGGACUUUAUCAGACACAACCAAAUCAGGACAGCUCCUCUUUCCAGAGUUCGCCCUCGCCAUGUACUUGUGCAACCUCAAGCUCGUUGGCAAGGAGCUUCCAAACACGAUACCGGACCGCAUAAAGAACGAGGUGUCGAGCAUGGUGGACAUUAUAUCGUUCAACGUGGCAGACGACCGACCGCAAGCGCCCCCGAAAAGCAACGCUCCGAACUUCGAUGCGCCUCUAAGGCAGAAUGCAGCAUCUCCGCCUACGAUACAGCAGCCACAGCCUCAAAUAUCGAACAGCCAGCUGCUAUCCACACUAGCGCCCCAGCCUACCGGCAUGCAGCCUCAGAUGACAGGCUUUCCGGGACAGGCUGGAUUUGGCCAGCAGCCUACAGGUCUCCAACCGCAACUCACUGGUUUUGGCGCCAUGCCUCAAGCCACUGGUUACAAUGGGCCUCGACCACCUAUGCCACCCAUGCCAUCCGGGUUCGGUACAGGUCUCUCUCCUCAGCAAACUGGCAUGAUUGCUCCCCUGAAUGCUCAGCCCACCGGUAUGCCCGGCCAGUGGGGCCUAGUCAACGCGCCUGCAUCCGGUCUCCCGAACAUCCAGGCGUUGCAACAGCAGAUGAUGCCGCAGCCUGGCCGGGAAGCUGGCUUCACAACAACCGGUCUUCGCGGCAACGCAACCGUACCGUGGGCAGUCACGAAGGAUGAGAAAAGAAUCUACGACGACCUCUUCAAGGCAUGGGAUGGGUUUGGCAAGGGCUACGUCACUGGUGAUCAGGCAAUCGAGAUUUUCGGUCAAAGUGGGCUGGACAAGGCAGAUCUUGAGCGGAUUUGGACGCUGUCGGACCCAAACAACAAGGGCAGGCUCAAUCUGGACGAGUUUGCGGUUGCCAUGCAUCUCAUCUAUCGUAAACUCAACGGAUACCCGGUUCCCAAUCGGCUCCCACCGGAGCUGGUCCCUCCGUCGACGAGGAACUUCAACGACUCUGUAGGUGCCAUGAAGUCUCUGAUCUCUAGGGAUGCAGAGGAGAGAAAGAAUUCCGGCGCCUUCCUGCAACCACAAAGAACAGGUGUAAGCUACCUCAAGACCCACUCUUUUCGUGCCCCAAGCCCACUUGCUGCGGGUCGGAAAGAUGCCACGGUCUUCCGCAACAAUGACGAUGACAUGGUUGGCUACAAGUCAAGUGCUCGCCAUCGCAUUGGCGCUGGUGGGCGUUCGCCUUCCCCCGCUGCACCAUCGUCUCCCCAGUCUGAGCGUUCGGUUGAUGAGCCGUCCAUCGAUCAGCUGCGCAAGAUGAUUCGCGAGAAGCAGGUGCUUCUCGAUGCCAUCGACUUUCAGGACGAGAAUGCGGCAGAGCAGGAUGAUGCACUCGACCGCAAAGACCGACGCGAUGCUGAGGAUCUCUACCACCGGAUCAGGCGUAUACAGGAGGACAUCGAUAAUCACCCGAGCGCUGCUCUCCACUCAGGCGACUCUGACGCGGAACGUAGGACACUCCGGCGACAGCUGCAAGGCCUAAGAGAUCGGCUGCCAGAGCUGGCGUCUCAUGUCAGACGCACAGAGCGCGCCAUUGCGGACGCCCAGCUCGAACUGUUCCGGCUGAAGGACGCAAAGGCACAUCCAAACGCCGCGGCUGCUAUCGUCGGUAGUGGACCCGGCGGUGCAGUCACCGAGUCUGACCGAUUGAAAGCGCGCGCAAGAGCUAUGAUGCAGCAACGGUCUGCAGCCCUGCGAGGCGAGAAAGUAGCGACUGGCGACGAUGCCGAGGGCGCAGCGAGGCGGCUUGAAGAGGAGAGCUCCCGUAUUAAGAGCGAGAGAGAAACCAAUGAGCGUAUGGUCCAGGACGUUGAGGACAGCGUUAAUGAAUUUGGUAAGGGUCUCGAAGACAGCCUGAAGGAAGGGGCACAGGACGCGUCUAGUGAGCAUGAGCGUAGAAGGUGGGAAGAUGGUCUGGGUGUCGAGGAUGAGGUUAAGGAUUUCAUCUUUGAUCUGCAGAGGAGUAGCAGGGCGACUAAGGUCCGGAAAGAAGAGUAUGUCCCGCCCUUCAGACCUUCAACGACGACACGCAACGACAGUCCAGCGCCUAGCUCGGAGACCUCUCGCCCUGCAGUAACUCCAUCCUCUACUGGCACGUCUUACUCGUCAUACAAGACAGCGGAAGAGCGCGCAGCGUUCAUCAAGCAGCAAGCCGAACAACGCAUGGCAGAACGUCUUGCAGCGCUCGGUCUCCGCGCUCCUAGCAAGUCUGGUGAGACGGCGCAGCAACGGCAGGAGCGUGAGAAGAAGGAACGAGAAGAUCGCCUUCGCCAGGCUGAAGAGGAAGACCAACGGCGCGAGCAAGAGCGGUUGCAGCGGCUGGAGGCUGAGGGCGUCAUCCCACCCUCAGUCGGUAAAGCCGAUGCUAAGAAACCUCCGCCACCACCAUCUCGCAAGAACAAGGCCGAAGCGCCUCAGAGCGAUAAGAAUCAGUGGCAAGCAGAGAUGAAGCGUGCUGACAACGAGAUUGCUGGUCAAGCUCUGAGGGAGCAGCAAGAGGCGCAGGAAGCAGAGACGAAGCAGAUGGAAGACGAAGAGCAGCGGCAAGAACGAGAGCUUGCUCAAGAGCGAGAGGCCGCUCAGGCCCGUCUGCGUGCCCUCGAAGAGCAGGUAAAAGCAGGCAAAGUGAAGAAGCAAGAGGAGAAGCGACGAAGAGAAGCUGCCCAACAGGAGGCCAAAGCGAAGGAAGCGCGUCUAGCCGCUCAGCGUGCGGAGCUUGAAGCAGCACGAGAACGGGAACGUCAGCUUCAGUUGCAGCUCGAGGGAUUGGGUGAUGAGGAUUCUUCAGACGAAGAAGGACCCCAACAGAUUACGCCUCAAGAUACCACACCAACCGCCAGCCAAGAACUGCCUGCGCGAGACGCACCGCCAGCAGCACCACCCAUGCCACCGACCGCGCCGCCCCUACCACACCAAGCCAGCUCACCUCAAUCAGUCACAAGCCCUCCGCCCGACACAGAAACUAAGAACCCCUUCCUAAAGAAAAUGGCCCAAGCCAACGACGCCGCCGCCGUCCAAGCCCAGGUGACGCAAAACCCCCCACCAGCAAGCGAAGUCUCGACCAACCCCUUCCACCGCAUCGCGGCACAAGACUCCGCCCGCACCCCCUCCUUCGACACCACCUCCCCCCCCGCCACCCGUCCCACGCGCGGCAGAGCAAACACAUCAAACACAGACGACUGGGACGCCAGCACUACCACCGACGCAGACUCCUCAGACGACGACGACCGCCCCACCGGCGGCUCGGCUAAACAACUCGCCUCCAUCCUUUUCGGCACCAUGGGGCCGCCGCGCCCGCUGUCGUCGAUGGACAACAAGUCCCCCCGGCCCGACAGUCCGCAGGUCUCGUCUCCGCCUCCUGCGCCGCCUAUGCCGUUGGAAAGCGCGCCGCCGCCUCCACCGAUGCCGGGCGCGUUUCCGGGCGCUGCACCGCCGCCGCCUCCUAUGCCGGCUGGUGGUGCGCCUCCUCCGCCUCCGAUGCCGAAUCUGAGUGGGGGAGGGGGAGGGGAUAGGGGCGCGUUGUUGGGGCAGAUUCAGGGGAUUAGUAAGAGUGCGUUGAGGAAGGUGGAGACGAAGGAUCGGAGUACGGCUAGUGUUGCUGGGAAAGUUUUAUGA
This is a messenger RNA of Coniosporium apollinis CBS 100218, 4236 nucleotides long. RefSeq lists its product as uncharacterized. Gene Ontology annotation, cellular component: cytoplasm; plasma membrane. The record is from RefSeq and is a predicted model, not a curated record. Gene Ontology annotation, molecular function: actin binding; calcium ion binding. Lineage: Eukaryota; Fungi; Ascomycota; Dothideomycetes. The coding region runs from base 1 to 4236 and encodes 1411 amino acids. The transcript is spliced from 4 exons. Gene Ontology annotation, biological process: endocytosis; endosomal transport.